Molecule: messenger RNA, 977 nt
Organism: Brassica oleracea var. oleracea
Lineage: Eukaryota; Viridiplantae; Streptophyta; Magnoliopsida; Brassicales; Brassicaceae
Exons: 3
Coding region: 223-918 (231 amino acids)
Biological process (GO): response to auxin; response to ethylene; response to gibberellin
Molecular function (GO): zinc ion binding; DNA binding
Source: RefSeq, a predicted model, not a curated record
AAGACAUGUUUCCCCUUUUGAUUUUUAGUGUGAGCUUGCCUUCUUAUUGGCUAAACUUAGAAAACACCAACUUGGACUACAUAAUCUAAGUUGUAAAAUCCUCCAGUAAAUAAACUUGGUCUAUCCAAUCAUAUUAUCUCUCUAUGCUAUCCACCAUUUUACAUAAACCCCCAAAUCUCUCUUCAUCAACAUCAUCUCUACUUCUCUCUCUCAUUCAUUGCAAUGGGCAGAAGAUGCUCAAACUGUGGAAACGUAGGACAUAACUCAAGGACAUGUUCUUCUUACAAAACAAGAGUCAUUAGGCUCUUUGGUGUUCAUGUAGACACUAGAGGCUCUUCUCCGCAACCUCCUCCUCCUCCACCGUCGUCACUUUUAGCCGCCGCAAUGAAGAAAAGCUUUAGCAUGGAUUGCUUGCCCGCAUGUUCUACCUCUUCCUCUUCCUUCGCCGGUUAUCUCUCGGACGGUCUCACCCACAGAACACCCGACCGCAAAAAGGGGGUUCCAUGGACGGAGGAAGAGCACCGUACAUUUUUAAAUGGAUUAGAAAAGCUUGGAAAAGGAGACUGGAGGGGAAUCUCUAGAAACUUUGUCGUUACAAAAUCUCCGACACAAGUGGCAAGUCAUGCUCAAAAAUACUUUCUCCGUCAAGCCACGACUCUCCAUCACAAGAGACGCCGCACCAGUCUCUUCGAUAUGGUUUUCGCCGGCAACGUUGAAGAAAAUAAUACCAUUCCAUGUAAUGAUCAUUUUGGGUCGACCACAGAUGUUGUUUGGAAACAAGGAUCAGUCAAUCCUUGUCUUGGAUAUCAAGCUCCGGAAGUAUCCGAGUCGGGUAACUCAGUUGGACUUGAUCUUGAUCUGAAGCUUGCGUCUCUUCAGACUACCGAAUCGAAUAUUAGACCCAUCAGCGUUACGUGAAAAAAACAUAUAACACGUUUAAAAUGGUUUAAGUAGUAUAACUAUAAUGUUCACAUAUC